CUUCCCUCCACCCUGAGAGUUUUGGAGGGUUUUUGCAGAAACCACACACACACACGGAGACCCAAAAAUGGAGUUCGAGAAGCGAAAAGCGGCGACGCUGACGUCACUGAGAUCGGAGGUGACGGACAAGUCGCCGAAGGGCACGGUGGACACUCCGAUCAUUCCUCUCCUCGACGUCAUCAACGGCCACCGCGACUACUUCACCACCAGCUCCUGCUCCGGCCGAAUCUCCAUCCUCUCUCAGCCCGCUCGCCGGGUCUCCAAGAAGAAAGCCUCCGGCGGCGCGUGGCUUUACAUCUCUCACGACCCGGCCGAUCCCGACUCCGUCCUCGACCUCGUCUUCUGCUCCUCCGAACAGAAUGAGCAGGAGCUCCAAGACGACCAAAACGACGUUGUUUUCAGAUUCGAGCCACUGAUUAUCGCCGUCGAGUGCAGGGACGUGGCGGCGGCGCAGGUUCUGGUGUCGAAAGCCAUAGCGUCCGGGUUCAGAGAGUCCGGCAUUACGAGUUCGAACAAGCGUGUGAUUAUCGCGAUUCGCUGCUCGAUACGAUUGGAGGUUCCGCUGGGGAGUAGUCGCGAGAUUAUGGUGUCUCGCGAGUAUUUGAGGUUCCUUGUGGGCGUGGCGAACGAGAAAUUCGAGGCCAACCGGAAGAGGACCGAUGCUUUUCUGGAGGCUCUGCAGAGUGGGGAGAGCGGAGGAGGGUUUGCGGUGGCUCCUGCUGGUGGAAAUUACGAGAAUGCCCCUUCCGGGUUGAAGGGAGAUAGUGGAUGCUCUAGUCUGUCUGUUGUUCCGAUAGAGGUUUCCGGGGAGAAUGAGGAGAAUCUUUACCUCUGGGGUCAUUCGGCUUGCUCAUUGGUGAAGAAGGCGGAUAAUGGGAUUCUUGUGUUUGGUGGAUUUGGAGGCAUUGGAAGACAUGCUAGGAGAAAUCAGUGUUUGCUGGUUGAUACAUUGUCUGGUAGUUUGAGAGGGAUUAGCAUAGAGAGUAGUCCUUCACCGAGAUUGGGCCACACGGCUUCUUUGGUUGGAGAUUGUGUGUUUGUUAUUGGAGGCAGGGCUGAUCCUGAGAAAAUUCUGAGUGAUGUAUGGGUCCUCGAUAUACAGAAGAAGGAAUGGAAACUCACCGAAUGUUCUGGUGAUGUAUUUCCUCCCAGGCAUCGACAUGCUGCAGCCGUGGUAGGAUCAAAGAUAUAUGUGUUUGGUGGACUUAACAAUGAUGCAGUCACUUCUUCCUUGCAUGUACUGGAUACAGAUAAUCUGCAGUGGAGAGAGAUAGUUGUCAGUGAGGAAGGUCCGUGUGCCCGACAUUCACACUCAAUGGUGGCAUCGGGAUCUCAGCUAUAUAUGUUUGGAGGAUAUGAUGGUGAGGAAGCAAUUGGAGACUUGUACAGGUUUGAUACUGAAAAAUCUAAAUGUAAAUGGAAAAAAGUGAAGGCGUCUGGGAGAAGUCCCCAUGCAAGGUUCUCACACUCCAUGUUUGUGUACAAAAAUCAUCUUGGAGUUAUUGGUGGUUGUCCAGUUAGACAACGUUGCCAAGAGUUGGCAAUACUUGAUUUACGACUGUGCAUGUGGAGGCAUGUGAAACUGGAAUCCAACGGCGAAGAUUUGUUUGUACGUAGCACUGCCAAUGUUUUUGGUGAUGAUCUUGUUAUGAUUGGUGGCGGGGCAUCUUGCUAUGCAUUUGGUACAAAGUUCAGUAAGCCAAUGAAAAUCAACUUGCUUCCUCUGAUGCUGAGAGAUGAUAAUCGUAAACCACUCGUUGCAGAACUGCAUACUGACCAAAUUGAUAUUGUGAAGAGCGAAAAGAGUAGACAUCCACAGGUUCAAAAUGUUAAAACAUUAACCGAAGCUCCUGACCUAAAUUUUAAGAGUGAAUUACCCAUGGCUGAUGGCAUUGGUCAACAAGUGGAUGCAUAUUGGGUUCUGAAACUUGAAAGAAAGUAUGCGAAAAUAGGGAAGGACAUACUAAAGAAGUUUGGUUGGUUAGAUCUUGCAAGGAAGGUUUACUCCGUGGAAGGUGGUUUACAUAUUUGUUUCCCUGUGAGUGCAAAAUUUUCUGAUGUAUUGAAAGAAAAUCAGCAUCAUAUGGCAAAUUCAUUUGAAGGACAGAGUGAUCACAUUUGUAAGCCAGAUAUAGGAAAGGAAUGUUCGAUUGAUGAGGUCACCUGUUCAACAGCCUUAGACAUUCUAAAGGAAUGUGGUGCAACGAAGCUGGUAGAUGAGGUUGUUGAAGUCAGAAAAACUGCAAAAUCUCCCUUGAAAAUAAUGAGUGAUGCCGUGGGGUCUCUGCUGGAGGAUAAAGGCCUACCUGCAGGACUGUUGGAGGAGCUGCCAACCAGAUGGGAGCGCCUUGGAGAUAUUGUUGUGCUUCCAGUGACAUCAUUCAAGAAUCCGUUAUGGGACUCAAUUGCUGAGGAGCUUUGGCCUGCUGUUGCCAAAUCAGUAAAUGCUGUUCGCCUUGCUCGCCAAGGCCGAGUUGCAUCAACUGGUACAAGGGACAGUACUUUGGAGAUUCUUAUAGGAGAUAAUGGUUGGGUUGAUCAUCGUGAAAAUGGAAUUCUCUAUUCUUUUGAUGCUACUAAGUGCAUGUUCUCCUGGGGCAACCUUUCUGAGAAGCGCCGCAUGGGCUCUCUGAAUUGUAGAGAUGAGAUCAUUGUGGAUUUAUUUGCUGGAAUUGGAUAUUUUGUGCUGCCAUUUCUUGUCAGGGCCAAGGCAAAACUAGUUUAUGCUUGUGAAUGGAAUCCUCAUGCUGUUGCGGCACUCCGGAGAAACGUACAAGCCAAUUCUGUCAGUGAUCGAUGCAUCAUUCUUGAAGGAGAUAACCGGACAACGGCACCUACAGGAGUGGCUGAUCGGGUCUGCCUUGGUCUCAUUCCAUCAAGUGAAUCUAGCUGGGCCACUGCUGUUAGGGCAUUAAGGGGUGAGGGUGGGAUGCUACAUGUGCAUGGGAAUGUGGUGGACUCAGAGGAGAAUUCAUGGACCAAGCACGUAACAGAAUCAGUAGCUGAAACUGCUAGAUCUCAAGGUCAUUGUUGGGAGGUUUCAAUAGAACAUUUGGAGAGAGUUAAAUGGUACGCCCCACACAUCCGCCACGUUGUUGCAGAUGUAAGAUGUAGACAGACCCAGAAAUAACAAAAUAGGCACUGGUCCUGAUCAGUUGAAGGCAACAAAUUAUUCAGGACCCAUCAAUUUUCCUUGGGAUCCCACAAUGCAGUAGGUAAGCUGGCUUGGACUAGAUUGGCCUGCUUGAGAAAAAAUAUUAAAGAUGAUUGUUUGGUUUCUGGGUACUAAAUAUAUCCCUUCUUAAUGAAAAUCGACAUUAGCAAAGCAUUGUAUGAUUUGUAUCAGAAGGCACUGUAUGUCCUGUAACUUUGGAGUAAUGCAUAGGUUCUUAUUGAUUCAUAAACCCCAUCAAUUUUUGUUUUGGUCAUUAUUGAUUCAUUAAUACCUUGUCAUUGACUACUUUAUGU
This is a messenger RNA of Rosa chinensis, 3468 nucleotides long. RefSeq names its product tRNA wybutosine-synthesizing protein 2/3/4. Bases 68 to 3130 code for a protein of 1020 amino acids. NCBI's taxonomy places the organism in Eukaryota, Viridiplantae, Streptophyta, Magnoliopsida, Rosales, Rosaceae. Gene Ontology annotation, biological process: tRNA methylation. The record is from RefSeq and is a predicted model, not a curated record. Gene Ontology annotation, cellular component: cytoplasm. Gene Ontology annotation, molecular function: tRNA methyltransferase activity; protein binding. The transcript has 9 exons.